This is a messenger RNA of Dichotomopilus funicola, 2208 nucleotides long. Its product is annotated as LMBR1-like membrane protein-domain-containing protein. Lineage: Eukaryota; Fungi; Ascomycota; Sordariomycetes; Sordariales; Chaetomiaceae. The transcript has 2 exons. The record is from RefSeq and is a predicted model, not a curated record. Bases 1 to 2208 code for a protein of 735 amino acids. Gene Ontology annotation, cellular component: membrane.
AUGAUCGAGAUACCGACGUCACCGUCGCCCGUACCGUCCGUGGUGUUUGCGCUGGUUGCGCUGUUCUGCAUUUCGGUCGUCGCGCUCCUCAUCUUGCGAUACUACCUCCCGUUGCGCACCACCCCCGCCUACCUCCUCGUGCCCGUCUUCUUUGCGCUAUGGCUUCCCGCGAGUAUGGUACUGCUGGUCCCAAUAGAUUUGGCGUCCAGCGCCAUGGUCGAUGAUAUUGAUGCCCGGGGCAUAUGGUUGAAUUGGGCGACACUCAGGGUGUCGUGGAGGGUGACGUACUGGCUUACUUUUGCGCUGACCUGGUUCAUUCUCCCCAUACUUGGCGAAUAUUCCGAUUCAGGCUACCGUGAACCAAAAGCGAAGCUCCUCGACUCGCUCCGCGCGAAUGCUCAGUACUAUGCCAUCGUUUUCGGGACCGGCGCCCUCGGGCUCAUCUACGUUUUCGUGUCCUACCAUCACUUCUCCGAGUCGCUUAAGAGCACCGUCAUGGCCCUCGCAUACUGCUGGGGUUUGAUCCUGGCCAUCUACCUCAUGGGACACGGCCUCGUCUCCAUCCCCCGUCGGUUAUUCCGCAACGCCAACAUUAGCGGCAGGUUGCGCCGCAUCCAAGUACAUGCGCCCAGAGUCUACGAGAAGAUGGACGAUGCCGAGAUCGACCUGGAGGAUCUUGAGAUGCAGGUGGCCGAGCUCAGCCGCCGCAAGGGAGGCAGUGCCAGUUUCUUCCAGGAUUGGAUUGAGGAGCUGGUCGACCUGACCAACCUCCCCGAGUCGCAGCCCGGACGGGUGAGCGCAGUCAGGGGCUCGGGAAAUCAGGGUUCAAUUCCGAACGUGAUCACCGAGAAGUACCUCGCUGAACUUACUAGGCGUCUGGUCAGGGCGAGACAUGCUCGGUCAAGAUAUGUGAACGAAUGGAACCGGUUGCUGGAGGAUGCUGUCAAAACGCAAGCGAUUCUGGACUCAGCGGCCUCUAAGAAGCUAGAUUUUGGUAAUGUCUCACCGAACGCCGGCUUUUGGGACAGGCACACCGUCUUCACGCCCUACACGCGCUUCCUGUUCCACUACCACUUCGUUCCGUAUCUGCAGCUCGCCCUCGCCUCUACUCUCUCCUUAGCAUCAGCUUGUAUCGUCUGGUCCGAGCUGGUCAAGGGUCUAUUCCCACAGCUUUCCGUUAUUCGCUACAGCGUCAUCCACCAUCAAGUCAGCGGGAAAGGCCAAGUCGGCUUUGCGGGCCAGGUCAUUGCCGCCCUGUGGAUGGUCUACAUGUGCGCAUCCGCUCUGAUUUCCAUCACCGAAGUCAAGGUCUGGCGCGGCCGCGCCCUUGUGCGCCGCAACACCGCCCAGGAGUCGGCGUUUUGGUACGCCAGCCAAGUCGCCCGCCUCAGUGUGCCCCUCACCUACAACUUCAUGACUUUCCUCGGCACCAUCUACCGCGACACUGUGUUCUAUGACUUCCUCGGCCAGCUCAUCAACCUCACCCCGCUAGGCACCUGGUUCGACUACCUCUUCCCGGCUUUCAUCCUCCUCCCCGUCUGCGCCGCCUUGUUCGGCCUCUACGGCAAAAUCAAGCGCGUCGUAGGCUUCGGCGUCGACGUGCUCGACGACGACGACGAAAGUGAAGACAGCGACGCGCGAGGCACCGCCUUCGGCACCGGUUCCUGGCGCGAGGGCCGCGACCUCAUCGCGCGCGAACUCAACGGCACCUCGGCCGCCAUCCGGGCACGCCGCAGCGACGUUCUCGGUGGCGGCGCUGCGGGAAGCCGUUCCAGCCCUGUCCUCUCCAUCCCUCGCUCCGGCCGCCGAGACGGCAACAACGGUAGCGUCGGCCCGGGCCCCACCACACCGUUUGGCACUUCGCCCUCUGCCGGCAUCUCUGGCCCGUCCAGCCGACCGCAGGCGAAUACCUCGGCGAGACGGGUCGGCCGGGGCCCUGCGGGUGUGAAUCUGGAUGAGGCUGAUGACAAUGAGAAUUUCUUUGAGGCACUGGGCCACCGGAUGAAGAAUACCAUUGAUACCUUUGACACACCCAGGUGGUUACAGGAUAUCGGGCAAGGAAUCAAGAAGCCGAAGUGGAUGGCAGGAGGCGAUGAGGAUGGGCAUGGGAGUAGCGGUGCUGGUAGUAGUAGUAGUGGGGGAGGAGCCGGUUCGGACGUGAGGAGGUGGUUUGGAGGUGGGAAUAGUGAAGGGAGGAUAAGGUUGUGA